Orbilia oligospora ATCC 24927 is the source of this 492-nucleotide messenger RNA. RefSeq lists its product as uncharacterized. NCBI's taxonomy places the organism in Eukaryota, Fungi, Ascomycota, Orbiliomycetes, Orbiliales, Orbiliaceae. The transcript is spliced from 2 exons. The record is from RefSeq and is a predicted model, not a curated record. Bases 1 to 492 code for a protein of 163 amino acids.
AUGGUCUGCACCAACGCCUUCGAACGCCAGCAGCGGUCUGCUAUGUUUUGGCAAGGUCUCCGUCCCCGUCGGCCCAUGAUGUCGCUGGCUGACUUUACAACCUUCCUCAACGAUCAAGACCGUAUCUGGCCACUUGAGAUAAAUCUGCCAGUUGACGAGGAGGGGUUUGACAUCGAAUUUGGGAUGUCUAUUUAUGAGAGGCACAGACAUGAAGACGAACGCUAUGAUAGGUUUGGAUUUACGCUACAAAGGCUGGCUGGGUGGCUAUUGCGGGCAAAUGCAUAUCCCGAGAAGGAUGAAAGUGGUAGCGUAACCGGCAUCGUUGAAGUCUGGAGUAUGCCCAAAGCUGAGCAUAUUCCUAAGAUACUCCUCCACUCAAGAAUCAAGUACAAAAUCCUAAGCAAGGAGGCGAAAGUCGAAGCUAUAAUGAAAGAAACGGCAAAGCAAGACGCAGCCGAGGCCAUGGGCAGCGAAGAGAAACCCGAGGUCUAA